AACAAAAGCCGCAAUUGUGGCUGGCCCUACCCACCAAUCUCACAUCCCAACGCGCAUCUCCAGCAUCAUGGGCCUCGGAGACAGCUCAAGUGGGUACAAGCACCAAGGCGCGGCUUGCGUAGCCUUGUUCUCUUAUCAUCCAAUAGGACCGACACGUGAGCCCGUCUAGCUUACAUGCAGGUACUGUUCGUCUUUCGCUCAUCGCCGCCGCCGGAGCUCUAACCAGGAGUCUGGAAGAUGUACCUUCUACAUGUGGUAAGGACCGGCUGGGGCUGCAGCGGGCUGGGUACGCCGUGGCCAAAAUUCUGUGAGCUUUAUAGAUGUCGGGUUCCCAGCGUUGUUGAAUUUGUAGUACACCUUUGCGUCUAUCAAUCUUUCAUCACUAUAGUCAAGGCAAGAUGAAGGGUACCUUUUCCAAGGCCGGCGCCGCGGCUCUACUGGCCACAACGGCAAACGCACAACUGUAUCCCGACCAAAGCCCGUUGAACCACACCUGCCAACUACAAGAACCGCUUCUGUCCUGCCCGUCGCAAGAUCCCUCCAAGGUCGACUCAUGCUGCGUUGAGACAUUCGGUGGGCUCGUUCUGAGCACUCAAUUCUGGAACACAUACACCGGUCGCGAGUCUGAAGGCCAGCUUCUCCCUACCGACACAUGGACGCUCCAUGGCCUCUGGCCCGACUUCUGCAACGGUAGCUACACACAGUACUGCGACCUGAGCCGCCAAUACGACCCAAUUCCCGGACCGAACACAACCAAUGGCCUACCAAACGGAACCUUUGUCCCACCUUACAACGGCUCCAACAUCGGCACCUUUCUCGAGCCAUUCGGCCGCUACGACCUCUUGGAAUACAUGAACACCUACUGGAUCGCGUGGCAGCAAGAUAACCCUGGCUUCUGGGGCCACGAGUUCUCCAAGCAUGCCACCUGCUUCUCUACCUUCAACGUCCCUUGCUAUGGCCCGCAGUACCGUGAGCACGAAGAUGUUGUUGACUUCUUCGAGACGACUAUCAAGUACUACAAGAGGUUCCCUACUUUCGAUUGGCUGGCUGCUGAGGGUAUCACGCCUUCCAACUCAACCACGUACUCGUACUCCGAUCUCGUAGAUGUUCUGUACGAGCAGCACGGCGGUAUUCCUUUCUUGGGCUGCUCGGGUCCCAGGUACAAUGCUACUGAUGCUGGAAAGAACACGACAGAUAGAGGGUACACUAUCUUGAACGAGGUUUGGUACUAUGAGCACGUCUACGGUCGCCCUCAGGAAGGCAAUGCCAUUCCCGUUAAUGCUUCGGCUACCUACCUGACUAACUGCGCUACUUCAGAAGGCGCGAUACACUACCCGGAGAGGACCAACGGGUCCGAGAAGGCUCCUACUGUUCCAUUUUAAAACGACGUAGCAGGGUUUGGAAUGUAUUGUAAUGAUCAACAUUAAUCAAUCUGCGUUUGCAGAAGAUGCCACUUUUCGCUUUUGCCCUUUUGCCUUGAGCGUCGCCCUUGAGCACAUCACGCCCAGGUACACAGCCCUCUAAGCCCUUACUUUAGAUUGAGACGCAU
This is a messenger RNA of Alternaria rosae, 1549 nucleotides long. RefSeq names its product ribonuclease T2-like protein. Gene Ontology annotation, biological process: RNA catabolic process. Gene Ontology annotation, molecular function: RNA binding; ribonuclease T2 activity. The coding region runs from base 399 to 1382 and encodes 327 amino acids. The transcript has 2 exons. Lineage: Eukaryota; Fungi; Ascomycota; Dothideomycetes; Pleosporales; Pleosporaceae. Gene Ontology annotation, cellular component: extracellular region. The record is from RefSeq and is a predicted model, not a curated record.